AUGCUGGGAGCUACUGUCCGAAAGAAUUGUCACUUGUUUCAUUUUACCCAUCAGUUAGAUCUAUUUCUCCUCCCCACCCCCCAGAAGUCCUUCAAUUCAUUAUCAACUCACUUUAUACGCCGGCGGAGGACCUGCUCUUUCCAAACCAGCUCAUCCUCAAGGUGUCUAUCAACCACGGUUACUCCCGCGAACUCGACACCCAGACAAGAUUUGUUUUCUUACACAUCUGGGCGCUAUCUCUACAAUGAGAAUCUCCGUUUUGCAGAACGAUAUGUCGAAUUCAACGUUGAAGCGCUCAAAACCAUCGCGGCUAGAAGUGUUGGUCGGAAAAAUGUCACUCAUAUAAGAAAGCUUGCGGAGGGUGGUUUCAAUAGGGUUUUUCUUCUUACCAUGGAAGACGGACUUGAGGUUAUAGCCAAAAUCCCGUAUCUACUUACUGUUCCAAAAACUUUCACGACUGAAAGUGAGGUUGCGACUCUGGAUUUCUUACAUUCGAGAGGGAUCCCAGUCCCCCGGGUUUAUACUUAUUCUUCAAAAUCCGACAACCCAGUAGGUACUGAAUACAUAAUAAUGCAGAAAGCCCCUGGGAGGCCGUUGGAGGAGCGUUGGUUUGAUCUUACGCCUCAAGAACGCGUUCGUUUGGUAAUGAGUUACGUUGAAAUCGAGCGAAAACUUUUCUCCAUUCCUUUCGGAUCCUAUGGCAGCUUAUACUAUAGGGACAGCCUACCCUCACACGCCCGAGCCGACCUUUAUGCGUCGCCACAUGGAGCAUAUGAGGGUGAUGAUGAAAACCGGUUUUGCAUUGGGCCUUCUGCAGACUACAUGUUCUGGCGAGGCAAACGCGCACUAUUUGAAGUGGACCGUGGACCUUGGAAAGACCCUCGCGACUAUGUUCGUUCCGUCGGUCAACGGGAAUUAGAAUGGACUCGCAAAUUCGGGAAACCGCAACAGAAUGACUUUCCUCAUAACAAUUUCCUUAAAGGAGACAUCUCCCCUACAGGUUAUAUCGACCUACUAGAACAGUAUAUCUCUCUGUCACCUUAUAUCUUGCCCAGAGACCGUGAGAAUUCCUUGAACAAGCCUACCUUGCGCCAUCCAGAUCUUAACCCGCCCAACGUUUUCAUAUCGGACUCUUGUGGAGUUUCAUGCAUUGUUGAUUGGCAGCAUUCGUCUAUCCUUCCAUUAUUGCUUACCGCCGGUAACCCACCACUAUUCGAAAAUCCUGAUUCCGAGCCUCCCAAAGGCCUUGAGAAACCGUGCCUUCCAGAAGAUUAUGCGUCAUUGAGUCCAGAAGAGAAAUCUCACGCCAAUGAACUCCAUCGACGAAGGGCGCUAUUCUAUUUGUACAUGGUUCUCAAUGGUAGGGAUAACAAAGCUCAUCUCGAUGCACUUCGUUACCCGCUUUUGUUGCUCCGACAGCAUGCAGUAGACAGCGCUGGCCGGCAAUGGAGCGGCAAUAUAAUUACGCUAAAAGGAGCACUCCUUAGACUUGCAACUCACUGGGGCCAGCUCGUAGACGGAAACCAGGAGCAAAUUCAAUGCCCAGUUCAUUUCGACCCGAAGGAAGCAGAGGAGUUCUUGCUUAUUGAGGAUAACUGGUUCACAGCAACCAUCUUACUCGAGCAUUGGCGAUCUAUCUUGGACUAUCUUGACCAAGAUGGAUGGGUUAGACAUGAAUCAUACGAAGAUGUCGUGGAAAAAAAUCACCAACUUAAGAAAGAGUGGUUAGCUGCAGCAGACGAUGAAGACGACUUUAUCUCAGUUGAUCGGUUCUGGCCGUUUCAAGAUCAUGAAGAGCUCGAUUAA
This is a messenger RNA of Paecilomyces variotii, 1806 nucleotides long. Its product is annotated as kinase-like domain-containing protein. The transcript is spliced from 3 exons. Gene Ontology annotation, cellular component: mitochondrion. The record is from RefSeq and is a predicted model, not a curated record. NCBI's taxonomy places the organism in Eukaryota, Fungi, Ascomycota, Eurotiomycetes, Eurotiales, Thermoascaceae. Bases 1 to 1806 code for a protein of 601 amino acids.